Messenger RNA from Mycetomoellerius zeteki, 1361 nucleotides. RefSeq lists its product as uncharacterized. Gene Ontology annotation, molecular function: ubiquitin protein ligase activity. The transcript has 3 exons. The record is from RefSeq and is a predicted model, not a curated record. NCBI's taxonomy places the organism in Eukaryota, Metazoa, Arthropoda, Insecta, Hymenoptera, Formicidae. Gene Ontology annotation, cellular component: cytoplasm. The coding region runs from base 203 to 1339 and encodes 378 amino acids.
CAUGAGCGGAACGUUUUAUCAGAUAAAGUCGCGCUAUCGGUCUCGGCAGAUAAGGGAACGGUGACAGACUGACGAUGACACACGGUGCCCGUGCUUUCGGAAGUGUACGUGUCGCUCCGGCUAUUUUUUUUCCUGUUCCCCAUCGCGCGUGUAAUUCUUGCCUCUGUUUUCCAUCUCGAGUGGAAAAUAGCUAAAUAAAGUCAUGGAUACUCUGUAUCCGAAUCUCUACGAGCGCUUCAAGACAGAAGGCCUCUGUCCCAUUUGCUUCAUGGAGAUGGAACUUACGCCCAGAUACUCGUGCAUUAACGGGCACACCGUAUGCCACCGUUGCAAGCCUUAUUAUUAUAACUGCUUCACGUGUGCGGCACCGUUGAAUAUGGAGAUCCUGUCGCCACAGAAGGACACAUCUGAGCCGGUACAUUUGAUGCCGCAUCCCAUGUCAUCGCGUCGUUAUGAUGAUUAUAAUCCUAGCGCGCCGUCGAUGAACGAUUUUCUGGAUAAUGAGAGGAGAGCUUGGAAACCGUCCGUGCCGUCUGAAAAUCAACGUCUCGAAUUCUGCUCGUAUUCUCAUCUAGGAUGCUGGGUAAAAAUACCGGAGCACCUGCGAGUGCUUCAUGAGUCGAGGUGCCAGUUUCGACCGCACUUGGAGGAGAAACAUAUGCCAACCGAUCUUCAUCACGGCCAUGACGAUUUGGUAGAUUGUUCGUAUUCUGCAGCAGGAUGCAGGGUACGAACAGUUCCGUGGAGACGCAGCAUUCAUGAGCAGUAUUGCAUCUACAAGACCAAAGACAUAUUCCAAAGCGUGAACGAUAUGAGCGACGAUUUCGCGUCUGCGACGAUCGCCGAUAAUGAUUACGGCGGCGAUCUUGAAGAAUUGGUGCAAUGUAAGUUUAAGCAGUAUGGUUGUAUGGUGAAUAUUCCGAGGAGGCGGAAAUACAUACACGAGCAGAAAUGCAACUACAAAAGCCAUGAAGAAGACGUAUUCCGGAAUACGAACGAUAUGAGCGAUGGUUUCACAUUCUCGACGAUCGCCGGUAACGAUUAUGGCGGCGAUCCCGAAGAAUUGGUGCAGUGCAAGUUUAAGCAGUAUGGUUGCAUGGUGAAUAUUCCGAGGAGGCGAAAAUACAUACAUGAACAGAAAUGCAACUACAAGAGCCAUCAAAGAGACUUGGACGGAUUCGAUUAUCCCGCCCAGCCAGAAUUAGACCCUGACGAGCAAGUAGAAUGCAGGUGGUCCGAAUACGGCUGCCGAGUCAGACCGAAACGUUAUCGUAAGCAAAUUCACGAGGAUAAGUGUAAUUACAGGAAGGAAUCCCCAUGGAUGCAGCGUUAUAUUUAAGCCAACUUUAAGAUACUCUCAU